Erinaceus europaeus (western European hedgehog) is the source of this 7526-nucleotide messenger RNA. It is a transcript of the gene N4BP1, whose product is annotated as NEDD4 binding protein 1. The record is from RefSeq and is a predicted model, not a curated record. The coding region runs from base 2 to 2941 and encodes 979 amino acids. Gene Ontology annotation, molecular function: RNA binding. Gene Ontology annotation, cellular component: nucleus; PML body. Gene Ontology annotation, biological process: negative regulation of proteasomal ubiquitin-dependent protein catabolic process; negative regulation of protein ubiquitination. The transcript has 7 exons. Lineage: Eukaryota; Metazoa; Chordata; Mammalia; Eulipotyphla; Erinaceidae.
AAUGACGGCAGCGGGUGGUGCGCAUGCGCGUCGCCAAGUCCCGGCUGGCAGUGGUGCUGGGGCGGAGGGGUGCUGUGCCCGCAGUUGCCAGGCUGCGGCGGCCGCGGCGGGAUGGUGUAGCCGGACGUGCGAGCCGGCGGCGGGGCGCGGGCGGGGCCGAGAGGCCUGCAGGGCCGACGCCGCCCGACGGAUUCGAGUGCAGGGCAGCACGCUGAGGGGGCGGCGCUGCCUCCAGCCCCCGGCCCCGCGGCGGGAGGCCGCGCCCGCCAUGGCGGCCCGGGCGGUGCUGGACGAAUUCACGGCACCCGCCGAGAAGGCGGCGCUGCUGGAGCGGAGCCGCGGCCGCAUCGAGGGCCUGUUCGGUGUCAGCCUGGCGGUGCUGGGCGCGCUCGGGUCAGAGGAGCCGCUGCCUGCGCGCAUCUGGCUGCAGCUGCAGGGAAAGCAGGAGGCGGUGCACAGCGCCAAGGAAUAUAUUAAAGGAAUUUGUGAACCCGAAUUAGAAGAAAGAGAAUGUUACCCCAAAGCCAUGCACUGUAUUUUUGUUGGGGCACAGAGCCUGUUUCUAAAGAGCUUGAUUCAGGACACCUGUGCCGAUCUCUGCAUUCUGGACAUAGGUCUUCUUGGCAUCAGAGGAAGUGCAGAAGCUGUGGUCAUGGCUAGGAGUCAUAUCCAGCAGUUUGUAAAGCUUUUCGAGAAUAAUGAGAACUUACCCAGCAGUCAGAAAGAAUCAGAGGUAAAAAGGGAGUUUAAACAGUUUGUGGAAGCCCGUGCUGACAAUUAUACAAUGGAUUUGUUAAUUUUGCCCACUUCCUUGAAAAAAGAACUUUUGACACUCACACAAGGUGAAGAUAAUCUGUUUGAAACAGGAGUUGAUGAUGCUAGUGAUACAAGAAAUUCUGGACAAACAGAGUUUUCACAAAAUGCUGCCACAGGGUUAAAUACUUCCAGUGAUGAAAUUGUUUUGCAGGAAGAUGCAAGAAACAAAGCCGGGACUCCUGUUUCUGAGCUUACGAAACAAAUGGACACAAUCCUUUCCAGUUCAGAAGAUGUAGUUUGUGUUCCAAUAAAUGGUCAAACCCUUGAAGGAGAGGUGUUUUCCAAAGACAGAGUUUGUCACAAAAGAAGAUCUUCUGAUUCUGAAGAAAGGCACACAAAGAAACAAUUUUCUUUGGAAAAUACUGAAGAGGGGGAGCUUUUACCUGGUGGUAAGACAUCAGCCGAAAAUGAAAUCAUCAAUCUUUCUGAUUCUUUCGCUGAUUCUGAAAACUUAAGUCCAGAUGUAAAGGACACUACUGAGGAAAUGGAAUACAACAUCCUUGUAAACUUUUUUAAAACCAUGGGCUAUUCCCAAGAGAUCGUUGAAAAAGUCAUUAGGGAGUUUGGACCAUCUACUGAACCAUUACUGCUCUUAGAGGAAAUUGAAAAAGAAAAUAAAAGAGCCCAACACAGAGAGUGUUUGCCAGGUACUAUGUAUCCAGAGACCAAUAACACCAAAAAUAAAGGUAUUUAUAGCAGCGUACAUGAGCUUGCAACAGAUUCAACUCCAAAGAAAAAAAAUCUCACACAGCAAAAUGUGGUAGAAAAGUUUUCUCAGUUACCAUUCAAAGUAGAAUCAAAACCAUGUACCUCAGAUUGCAAAAUUAAUAACUUUAGAACAGCAGUGGAACAGAAAAAAGAAAUCUGGAGUUCAAAUCAGAGCUAUGUUUGUAAUGUAGAUCUUGAAACGGAUGGCCUUUCACCCUCUGUUGCUCCUGCAAGUCCCAAAGAAGCAGUCAGUUUUGUUUCAAGAGGAGCUUCAAGUCACCAGCCUCGAAUUCCAAUUUUCUCUGAAAAUGGUCUGCAGCAGCAAGUAGAACCCUUACUACCAAAUAUGAAGUCUGCCUGUGAAAACCGUUCAGGAUAUUGUACCUCUCCUCAGUCUAAACCAAAUUGUCCACCUCUUUCUCCACCAAAGCUGCUACCCCACUUUUUUCCUUCAGUUACUGAUGCAGGGCCUUCUGAUUAUAUUGAUUCCUCAGUUACAGGGGUUCAAAGGUUUCGAGAUACUCUGAAAGUACCCUACAAACUGGAACUAAAAAAUGAACCUGGGAGAACAGACUUGAAGCACAUUGUUAUAGACGGGAGCAAUGUUGCAAUUACCCAUGGUCUGAAAAAGUUUUUUUCUUGUCGUGGGAUUGCAAUUGCGGUUGAAUAUUUUUGGAAGCUUGGCAACAGAAACAUCACUGUAUUUGUCCCACAGUGGAGAACGAGGCGUGAUCCUAAUGUCACAGAACAGCACUUCUUAACCCAACUCCAGGAGCUUGGAAUAUUAUCUUUAACUCCUGCUCGGAUGGUCUUUGGAGAAAGAAUUGCUUCUCAUGAUGACAGGUUUCUACUACACUUAGCAGACAAAACUGGUGGCAUAAUUGUAACAAAUGAUAACUUCAGAGAAUUUGUAACUGAGUCAGUCUCUUGGAGAGAAAUUAUUACAAAAAGAUUGCUUCAGUAUACCUUCGUGGGGGACAUUUUCAUGGUUCCUGAUGAUCCUCUAGGAAGAAGUGGGCCUCGACUAGAAGAAUUUCUUCAGAAGGAAGGCUUCCUUAGAGACAUGCAUCCCCUGCUCAGUGCCCUGCCAGCUAUGGGCAUGUUUGACCCCAACUUCAGAGGCCCCAACACCCAGGCAGCCAACACCAGCCACCAAGCUCCAGCCCGGAUUCAGGGUACCCCACGUAGUCACUGGCUUCCUCCACAGCCCCCCUUCCCAAUUCUGCCAAAUCUUCCCAAUCUCCAGCAGAAUCUGCCCAUGCCAGCACAGAGGUCUUCUAUAGAAACCAACGAGCUAAGGGAGGCCCUACUAAAGAUCUUCCCAGACUCAGAACAGAGACUGAAAAUAGACCAGAUUUUGGUGGCCCAUCCCUACAUGAAAGACCUGAAUGCACUCUCUGCCAUGGUGUUGGAUUGAAAGUUUUUACAAGCUGGAGCUCUGGCUGAAGAUCUCAUUCAAGCCAGUGUAUGCACACAUCGGCAAGAAGUGACAUAAUGUGAAGAAACUGAUUUCCCAGUGGAAAUGCUAUUGUAGUGUAUAGGAAAAAAAAAAAAAAAGAAGAAGAAAAGAAAGAAAAAAAGUGUUUUGUGUGUAAAAAAAAAUCUGGGUUUUCAGAACCAGCUUUUUUCUAUAUAUAAAUUAUGCUGCUACUACAGAUUUAACAUUUUCUGUAAAAGGAAAGUCUACAUUUUCUGCCUGUUCAGAACUGUUUGAUAGCAGUUUCUCUUGAGUGUAUUUACAUUUUUAUGGUUUUUUAAACUAUUUUCCUUAAAGCUGAAAAUAUUGACAAAUGGAUAUGGUUUCUAAAUAAAAAAAAAAAAAAAGAGUUGCUUUCUUAGGGAAAGCAAGACCUCUUAAAGUAUAUUUUCUUGAGAUGACUAACAUGAAGUGUGCUCAUCCCUCCCAAUUCCUCUGCUGUUCCUCCUGAAUUAGAGUUUAUAGGAGUUGAUUUUGCUCCUGCGAGGUCUUUCACUGGAGAAUGGACAAGGGGUGCCACUAGAUGGCACGUUGUGUCUAUUAUCCACUGAUGGCCAAAGCAAAGUCAGACUCAGUAUCAGGGUCAAAAAAGAUGUCAGAGCUAUGUAGUCAACCCUCAUCCCCUCUCACCCUCCAGAAGAGGGAACUGAAGCUGAAAGUGAUCACUGCCCAUUUACACCCAAGUCUAAGCUGCAGAGUGGCCAAACAGGGACCAGAUUCCUCCUUAUCCAGUGCUCUGGCACCUUCACCAAGUUUAGGCUGCUGUAUACUUGACCUGACUCUAGAAGUCAGUCGAAGCUUCUGAAAGGGUGUGGGAUAUGAGGAAGUUUAGUGAAGAGCCCCACUAUUGUGGAAAAGUUUGUGUCUGCAACUAUGGGAGAUGUCCCAUGUGAACUUCAUGCAGUUUUACCAAAAAAAUAAAAAAAUUAAAAAAUAGUAAUAAAGAAAAUAAUUGGUUUUGAGAAUUAUCUAAGCCAAUAAAUAGCAUUAGUAACUUCCGUGGGGUCUUAGAAACCCUGUAUUUAUUCUUCCUGUUUGUUUCUUUAGUGUCCUAAGCACCCUUCCUUGUUACUGUCUUAGAAUUGAUACCUUCUAUUGUCUGUUAUCAGUGUUGCCCAGUCUGUGCCAAUGAAAUUAUUUUUUUCUGGAUAUUUUCUGGAUGUUAAUUCCUAACAUCUUUACUGUUGUUCUCUGAAUCUUCAAAGGGCUCUGUAUUUUAUAACUGUUGCUUCCCCAGGCUGUUCAUGGUCAUUUUCAUAUCUGUCCUGCAGAUCUCGUCUCUCCUGACUCCCAGAAGCACUGAGAACUCAGUGCUGGCUUUUUUUUUCAUGGUGAGGGAAUUUUGUUUACCACAAACAGAGUUGAGUUGAGUGGCUCCCUGGGCUGUUUAGAACCCCCGCCCCCCCACAUUCCUCAGAGGAAGAGCCCACAGUCCUCUCUAGUUAGUCAGAAUCAUAGUUUAGUUAUGUGUCUUCUUGGAUGUCUCUAAGAUGCAUCCUCAUGUGUAACUGUCAUCUGUUGUUUGGGGCAGGUUACCCAACUCAUCCUGUUUUGCACGUGGAAGUAGAAGGCUUAAGGCAUGUCAUAGAGUGACUCAGUAGUCACUGCCACCAGUGCCUCAGUUUGGAACUGGUGGCUCUUAAAAGCACAGCAGAGAUGUUCGAUCUCAGACUGUCUUGGAGCGACUCUGGCCUUCUGGGUCAGGGUUUGGCCAAGCCUCCUUGCUAAUCCAGUAUUUCUCCUGUUUCAGAGAAGGACCAGUGAGGUGCAUCUUGAUUGCUAAUAUACAGGUUUUUCUGGAAGGGAAUCCAGUCUUCAUUGAUGCCAGUGGGAGCUGGCUCAGCCAGGGGGGUCAAAAGUUACUUAUACUCUGGAAGUAAGUUGACCUUUGACCAUACACAGAAGUAUGUGAAGCCCUGUAUUAGCUUGAGAGUUCUUCUUGCCCCUAUCCUUUCUCAGGCAUGGGCGAAAAAGGACACAGAAGACUUAAGUUGGAGAAAAUCAGGAAAGUUUUAAAGUUUAUUUACCUUGAUAAAGUAUUAGCUUGAUGAAUUAUAAACAUGAAGCCCAUUUUAUUAUUCUUUCUGAAAUUCUUCAAGUUUAGUUGAAUUUGCUACUUAAAAACUUAGUUUUCAUGCCAUUUUUUAAGUCACUACCUGUUUAAAAGUCGCCUGACCUCUUAGUACUAGGCUCAGUGUUGAUUCUGUAUUUGUCUGUGAUAGUAGAAAGGCUCAGUUGAUUUCCAAUGCUUCUACCACCUGUUUCUAAACUGCUACCUUGUGUCUGCAGCAGUGCUGACUUGUAACUCCUUUAGGCUUUUAUGCUUAGAAGUGGUUCCACAUGCUGUUCCCCAGUUUUCCUGUGAAGUGAGAGGCAAUGUGGAGAAUGUCAUUCUCAUUCAGCCAAGUGGGAUCUAGUGCUCUGCUCAGAGAGGUUGUCUAGGGUUCAAGUAGGGAAGUUGGGCAGUGAUAUGAAUGUUUUCUGGGCCCCUAUUAUUUCCCAAUCCAAGACUCCUUUGACCUUUCUGUUACAUAGCCUGUGUUUAAGUCCCUGUAGGCUGCUGGCCAGGACUACAGUAAGUGUGUUGUCUGAAACUCUUAGCUGUGUUGCCAGGGACUUGGACCUGUUGUAGCUUUUGAUGUCAGAGCAGGAGUGGAGCUGUGCUUAGGCUUGUGGCAUUUGUGGAAUGUCAUCUACACAAAGAAACCCAUGCUCUCCAUGAUGCUUUUUGCAUUCCACUCCUGUUCUUACCAGACACACUCUGCCUCUCCUUCACCCUGGGAAAGUAUCCUCAGACAUGGGACCUGUGAAGCCAGUACACCCCCAUCCCUCCAUCCCCCCCCCUCCAGAUACCAGCCUGACUCCCCUAUGCCUCUAACAUGUGGCCACCUUCUAACAUUCCAUAGCUACAGCCACCAUCCCAGGAUUUCCAUAUCUUCACCUUGCCUUUCCUGAAGCCAUAGCUACAGUUCAUUGUUACUCAGAUUCACUUUAUUUCUUUAUUCUGUCCAUUACCACCCUCCACCAUUAUUUCAGAUCCUUUAGAUUAAAAUAAAGUAGCCUGAUUGCCCUGUGCCUAAGAAUCAUCUCCAUACAUCCCUACUUUCUCUUUCCUUGCUACUCUUCACUUCCUGUUAGUUCCUACCUCACCACAUAGAAAUAGUGUAGGAAAAGCUGUCAAAGACCAUCCAACUGCUAGAUUGGGCAGUUUUUUUCUCAAUCUUUAAUCUUAGUACCCACAUUCACAGACUAUAGCAUUUGACUUUUUUUUUCUUCAUUCUUUUAGUGUCACUGAGGCCUUCUGUGGUCUGUUUCACCAUUCCAGACCAACUUUUUCAGAUAGAGACAGAAGUAGAGACACCACCAAAAAGCAUUUUCUGGUAUCAUAGUUUUGCUGUGUGGUACAAGGGGCUUGAACCUAGGCUAUACACAUGGCAAGGCAUGUGCUCUACCAGCUGAGCUGUCUCUGGCUUUUUUAUUUUGGCAUUUUGAACCUUGCUUUUUUGCUAUAUCUUAAGGUUUUUCUAACUGUUCUUCAUUCCUUUUUUUGGCUUUAUUAAAAAGCCAAGGUUUAUCACCCAUGUAUUUCUUCACAAAGGAUUCUGAAAGUUUGGACCAGCUGUGGGAUUCACGGUGGAGAGGAAAGCUCUUUAAGAAAAAUGCAGAUUACUAGGCACUAGCCCGAGUGGUGUUUAUUCAAUAGUAGCUCUGGAGUAAUGCCUAGAAAUCUGCAGCUUUAGCAAGCUCCAUGGAUGAUUCCCAAACAGGUGGUCCCUGGACCACACUGGGUAAAAAAACUUGUGUGAAAGACUUCCCUUUUUCCAACUCCAUCUCAGAGCCAUGUGGCAUUCUCACACGCACUCCCAGCCUCCCAGCCUGCAUCAGUUCUCUCCUUUCUCACCCCACCAUGCCAUGAGCGCCCAUCACCUGUUCCUGUACUUGCCCACUAGUCAUGGUUUCCCUGUGGUUGUUACCCUGUCUGCCUCUCAACUUUCCCCCUCUCCCUCCCAGACUCCAUAGCUUUAUCUUUCUGGUCACGCUUUUUCCCGCUCAGUGAUCUUCAAUGCCCCUCCUGACCACAACACCCAAGUUCAGUCGCCCUGAGCUCAGUUUCCAUGACUGUCCACCUCACAACCAUUCUCCAUCUCUCACUUUGUAUAGCCCUAUCCAGAUGCCUGUGCAGACAAAUGUUUCCUCUCAAUUACCUCUUUCUGCUAGAAACAUCCUUUCUCCCAAAUGGCAUCCCCCUUCAGAGGCCCAGCCCUGAGUCUUUAGACCUUUGCCCAGUGCUUCUGACCAGAAGCAAUGCUGUGGUGUUCGGCGACCUCAUAGCAGUUAUGUCUUGCUUUUGGCACUUGUCACCCUGGCUGGUGUCACUGCAGCUGAUUGUGUACUGUGUCUUUAUCCUUCCUACUAGACUGUGAGCUCCUCGCGGGCAGGGUCCAUCUGUGUUCAUUAUUUCCCAUGGCACCUAGCACAGUGCCUUGCACUCAGUAGGUGCUCAAUAAACGUCUGCUCAAUUGAA